CCCCCGGGCACCUACAAGAUGUCGUCACGGCAACAAGAGUGUUUCCCGUGUCCGACUAACAGCAAGGCUGAAGAAGAGGGCUCUGUGCUGUGUGUGUGCGAGGAUGACCACUUCAGAACUCCACUGGACCCUCCGUCUGCUCCGUGCACCCGUCCCCCUUCUCCACCUCGAGAUCUGGUCUACACCCUCAAACAGUCCACGCUCAUUCUAGAGUGGGCCGCUCCAAAUGAUUCGGGCGGCCGAGGGGAUCUCACCUACAGCAUAGGCUGCCGGCGAUGCGUCGGCCCCCCGCGGGCCCCGCAGGUGCAGUGUGAACCCUGCGGAGCCAGCGUGGGCUUCGUACCACAGCAGAGCGGCCUGACAGAGCGCACAGUCACCGUAGUCAACCUGCUGCCCAAUUCCAACUACUCCUUCAGCGUGGAGGCCCGGAACGGCGUCUCGGAGUUACUCCCCAACAAGAGGUUCUACACGCAGGUCAACAUCUCCACCAGCCUUCCAGCGCCUUCCCAGGUUAACGAGCUGCGAGCGGAGAAGGUUGAGCAGCGCAGUGUGACUCUGGUUUGGAGAGAACCCGUCGUGUAUCCCAACAGCAGCCGCACUGAAUACGAGAUCAAAUACUAUGAGAAGGACCAGAAAGAUCAGAGUUACUCCACGGUGAAGACGGCUGCCACCAGAAUCAGCGUCAACAACCUGAAACCAGGCACUACCUAUGUCUUCCUCAUCCGCACCUGCUCCAGCCCAGCACUUUCUUCUCUUUCUUCCUCUCCUCUUUCUUCCUCCUCCUCCUCCUCUUCCUCAUCCUCUUUGUCUCCAUCUUCCCCGUCUGCUUCCUCUUCCUCCUCCAGCCCCGUGGCAGCUGUGUCGCCCCCUCCGCUCGACUACGGGGCGUACAGCACACCUCUGGAGCUGCAGACGCUGGGGGAACUGGCCCUGGCCUCCAGUGAACAGAGUCCUGUGGUGAUCAUCGUGGUGGUUUCGGUGGCUGCUCUCAUCAUGUUGCUGACUCUUGGAGUUGGACUGCUCAUCUGGAGAAGUGGCUUCUCCAGACCCUCCAAUGUAGCUCCUACUCGUGUGGUGCUGCUCUCUACCUCCUUCUCUACUCUUCCUCCUCCUCCUCUUCCUCCCUCCACGCAGCUGUCUCCCAGACAGUGUGGCUACAGUAAAGCCAGCCAGGAGGGCGAUGAGGAACUCUACUUCCAGUUUAAGAUCCCAACCAGAAGAACCUACAUUGACCCAGAAACCUGUGAAGAUUUGCUUCAGGCUGUUCAUGCAUUUGCCAAAGAGCUGGACAUCUCUAGCAUCAAGAUCGAGAGGAUAGUCCAUACAGGAGACUUUGGGGAGGUGUGUCGAGGAUGCCUGAAGCUUCCCAGCAAACGCGCGAGUUGCGUGGCCAUAAAGACCCUUCGUGCGGGCUGCUCGGAAAAACAGAGACGCUCAUUCCUCAGCGAGGCGGGAAUUCUGGGACAGUUCGAUCAUGCCAACAUUGUGCGUCUGGAGGGAGUCAUCACCAGAGGCAACACUAUGAUGAUUGUGGUAGAGAGCAUGGCCAACGGAUCCCUGGACUCUUUCCUGCGGAAACAUGAAGGUCAGUUGACCGUUCUUCAGCUGGUGGAUUUGCUGAGCGGAGUGGCAUCUGGGAUGAAGUAUCUGACAGAGAUGGGUUUUAUCCAUCGCCGACUGGCCGCUCACAAAGUCCUGGUGAACAGCAGCCUGGUCUGCAAAGUGUCAGGCUUCAGACCUCUUCAGGACGACAAAAUAGAGGCGGUCUACAGCACACUACACGGAGGGAAGAGUCUGGUGUUGUGGACGGCUCCAGAGGCCAUACAGUACCAUCGUUACAGCUCAGCUUCUGAUGUGUGGAGCUUCGGUAUUGUCAUGUGGGAAGUCAUGUCCUUCGGGGAGAGACCGUAUUGGGACAUGGGCAACCAAGACGUAAUAAAAGCUAUAGAGGAUGGGUUUCGGUUACCUGCUCCCGUGAACUGCCCGCCGUCUCUGCACCAGCUCAUGCUGGAUUGCUGGCAGAAGGAGAGAACAGAGAGACCCACCUUCACCCAGAUCCACAGCGCUCUCAGCAAGACCAUGAGGAGCCCGGACAACAUCGGGUCCUCCACCCUGGGACGCAGGACCCUGGGCUCAUCUGUAUCCCUAGCAGAACGAACGCUUCCCUCCUUCCCUUCAUUUAGUUCAGUAGGAGAGUGGUUAGAAGCUGUAGACAUGGGCCGCUACAAAGACAACUUCACAGCCGCUGGAUACUGUUACCUGGAAUCAGUGGCUCGCAUGACCGUUCAGGACGUGCUGAGUCUCGGCAUCACCUCUCUGGAGCACCAGAAACAGAUCCUGUCUGCCAUACAGACUCUCAGAGCGCAGGUUAUCCAGAUGCACGGCCGAGGAGUGCAAGUCUGACAGACCCACAGCAGUGCGCUGGCUUACCGAGGAAAGACAUAUGGAUGUCUGUUCUCAUAAUUACCCAGCAGGCCAUUCAACGGUCAGGAGGUGAUAACCAAGACACUGCAAAUGGCGUUUUUCUUCCUAAUCUUCCCUUUUUCAUUCCUUUUAUCUUCUCUUUGGGUGAACACUGGUUCUUUUCUUCCACAAACAAGUUCUUGUUUUCUGAGGGGGACAAUGUCACAAGCAAGAUGAUUCCUCUAGAAUAACCUGCGUGCUGAUUGCUUUUCUUCCGCUGUUCAUCAAGACAUAAGAUCUGUCCGUAUUAGUAGGACUUUAAGAUGGUCUGUGCCCUCCGUCACUGUCCCCGGAGAAGGGCAGGUUGACUCUGACCGAUCUCAGAGCAAUCAAAAGGGCGGCAUGUAUUUUCUUUGUCCAAGAAAAAGAACUCAUGCUUUGUAGCCACUGAUCCUCCUAUAAAGUGGACUAAACCGAGAGCAUGUCAUCCAUAGAACAUCUCGCUGUAUCUUCAGGAAAUAAGUACUGAUGUAAGGAAUCUUAAAAAUGUAAAUCCCUUUCUCCGUGUGUAUUCUUCAUUUGGUUACUGUCUACUUUUUUUCUUUUGCUUUCUUUCCUCCACACUUUAAACUCAUUUCUGAAUUUCCGAGUUGAAAUUAGUAUUGUCUGACAUCUGUACUCGUAAUGUUUUUCUUGUUCUGUCUACUAUAGGGACAAUGUUUGCACUGCGGCGUCCAUGACUUACAGAAACUUGUACCAUAUUUAUUAGAUGAUUUAUUUAUCCGUUUACAGAUGCUUACCGGAGUUUGAACUGAAUCUGGGCGUUCAGGUUUCGUUUCAUGAAAACGCUCUUUGAUUUCGUUUGUGUGAUUUAAUUUUUUCCUGCACUUUGAAAGCGAGUGAGUCAGUGGAUGUGACGGGGAUGUAUACACACAUACAUUCACACGCUUACAAAUUUCAUUACACUCCGCAACAGCAGGUGUCUGAUACUCUCGGACAUGUUUAGUACUUGGUGUUG
Molecule: messenger RNA, 3421 nt
Organism: Puntigrus tetrazona (Sumatra barb)
Lineage: Eukaryota; Metazoa; Chordata; Actinopteri; Cypriniformes; Cyprinidae
Product: ephrin type-A receptor 7
Biological process (GO): axon guidance; protein phosphorylation
Cellular component (GO): neuron projection
Molecular function (GO): protein binding; ATP binding; transmembrane-ephrin receptor activity
Source: RefSeq, a predicted model, not a curated record